UUCAGUCAGCUCCGAGCCGCGAGUGGGGUAAGUUGCGCCGCGCGCCGGCCCGCUGGCCCUUCGCAGAGCGAGGCAACGCUACGAUACUCCGCGCGCGCACCCCUCAUUCUCGUCCGCCGAUAAACGAGGCGUACAACCCCCGGACGAUCGGCGCAUUGUCCGCGCGUCGAUUCAACCGGCGUGGCGCGGCGCGCUCGCGUGAAAAACGGACGAGGUAUCCGUACGAGGAAGUGGAUGCAUCGUGACCAAGAGCGCGAUAUCGCGACCUUCUCCCUGCGAAAGUUGUUUUCGCAUCUAGUUCUCCUCUGGCAAGGGAGAAAUACGUCUCGACGCCGGGGGACUCUCGCCCCGCGACUUAUGACGGCCAGGGGGUGAAAACUGGACCGGUGGUGAAGCCACGCGUCGCCUCGCGUUCACGCGAGCGGGAAGGGCCUUCGUCAUGUUGAGAAUAACGUCACGGUCAUAAAGGAAGAUGCGCCGGCAUUUAGAGCUCGAACAGUUCCGCCGAUCCUUGGAGAUUUCGCACGUUGGCAAACACUGGCUUGCGAUCCUGCGAUGGAUUAUAUUCUCUGACGAAUGAGCGUUUUGCUUUACUGGACCUUGGUCUUCAGGUCGGCUAAAAAAUAAGACGAUAGUUCCACGAGCGAUUCCGAGGAGCAAAACAAGAACACGAAGGAGGCGGCACUUGGACAGAUAAAAGGAAUGAGCUUUCGGUCAACCGCUCGUCCUCCGCCUGACGGAUCAGCGUUCCUUUCGCUGCGAGCACCAUGAAACGGCGCUUUCUCGAAAGAAUCAAUCGUGGAAGCAAUGUGUUUCUUCAGCUACACAUACAAGUGGUUACUUUGCUCGGAGUGCUUGAUAUUCCGCUCUCGGAGGAUAUCCCCCGGCUAUUCCCGAUUCAGCUUCACUUAUCCCAUCGUUCACUCGCGCGGAAAUGGAUAAAUUUUUUCUUCAAAUUCAUGAGUUCCCGCAUUAACAAGAUUUCAAGAGUGGUUGAGGACUGCUAAAUCCCUAGAUAUAAUAAAUACUUUCCAUAAUACGAACGUAAUCGGCCCUGGAUUUUUUUAAGUAAUAAUAAUUCCCGAGGAAAUGCGCGUGAGUCUUAUAAAUAAUUCAAAAACUUCUUUCUCAGUAAGUUUUCCUUCUUAUAUAGUGAAGACAUGUUAAUGGUAUAUGCAGCUCGUCAGCAGCGAGCACGUCUCUACAGUUGUAAAAAAUCUCAUUUGUAACAUUGUGCAAAUCAUAACGUAAUUAUUGGUUAAUAAACUUUUCCCUAGUUGAACUAGUAGAACUUGCCGGAGCUACGCGGUUUUUCGAUGAAAUGCAUUUUCGCGCGCUCUGCCUUUUAUUACAUCGACGUUAAAGAUUUCGUUUUUUGUUUAGACACACGCGAUCGUUGCAGCGUGUAGAAAAGCGAAAAGGCCGAAUUAACGCGCGACGUCGGUUUUUCGGAAUUAAAUUUCCGAUGUCGACAUUGCGCGUUAGAUUUGGAAUCGAAUGGAUCGAGUCAACAUUUUAUUUUCGCAGCGAUGGCCGUUGGUUAUCUCGCUGAUUGACGAUUACGUGCCUUUAGUAUGGAGUUUUUGGUUUUUAUUGGCAACGUUUUCGUUUGCACUGAUUUUUCGUUUCGUCUUUGCGAGGUAACAGAAGAAAUUCGCAUAAUGAGGAGCCACUUUGUCCGACUCAGCGUUGCUCGUUAGAUACGAACGGAGCUCCAGAGCAGAAAUUACGCGUACUCAUUACGACAUUCUCGGCAAACACGAUAAAUUCGUAUGACAAAGGAAAAAUGUGGUCGUAAUUAUUCCGGAAUACAAACAUUGUAGAAUUCUGCACUGUAUAGAAACUUUACGCAUAUCUCUUUCUUUCUCUCUCAUCUUUUUCCAUACCUUCAAUAAAAUUCUACUUUAUUGAAUAAAUUGCGUUUCAUAAAAUGUAUCUGUUUAAUUAAACUUGGUUAUUAUCACACGCACAAAUAAACAUUAAUCGUAAUACGUUGAAAUCCCGAUAAAUAAACUUUAUCUAGAAAUCGGGAUAUUUUCCAGUUCGAAUAUAUCUGUAGCAACACGUUAUAACUUCCGUUAGAGAGAUUAUCCCGUAAGGCAUUCCUGGAAAAUAUUUAGUGCAGAAUUUACUUUGACGAAGCGAUUGCCGGUACAUGUGAUUUUUCAUUUUUAGAAUGAUUUCCUGAUAAAGACGGUACAGGAUACGAAAAUAGGAUUGGUUUAUUUUAGGACAUUUAUAUUACGAGAAAAAUAAUAAAAUAUCAAAGGCAAUGUGUUAUUUUUAAGAAUACUCGAUUUCAAUCGCGUGGUUUUAACAUCAGUUAACUUCGUAUUUUUGUCGUUACUAGAAAAGCACCACAAAUACCAAGAAGAAAAUCUGUGAAAAUGUGAGCUUAAUUUUCAUAUUAGCUUUGCCACGCAAAAGUUUUUCCAACGAAAGAUCAUUAUAACAAUGCGAGAAGUGUAUAUCGUCGCUUACAUAAAUUUUUUAUUUAAUUUCAGUCCCGCGCGCACUUGACAAAAUCUCGUUGGAAACUCGAGGAAGUAGCGAAACAUUAGAGCUUGCUCUCGUGUUAAAAUUUUACUGAGGGACGGCUUUUGUGCCCGGGCCGCCACUUAUGACGUACGCAAAAAAAUCCCUCGACAAAGUGAAAUCGCCGCGUAUUCAUUCCCACGUCCUUUCAUUCUCUCGCGUUCUUUUCGCCGUGUAUUUUUAUUUCGCAUCUCUCCCAGGAAAGUCACGUGCCAAAGGGUUGAAUGAAAUUAUUCUAUCGUCGAGCUCUUUCGGUAUAUUCCAACGGGUAGCGACGGCAACGACGUUCUCGUGUGAGCGUAUCCAUCAUUCCGCCAAUCGUGUAUCGUUAUCUCUCCGAUUCCGACACGACACAAAAUCUUUGGAGCUCAAAGUCCCAAUGGGAUUUUCAGAUAAUCGGUCCCAAGUUGCCUUGAUACGAAUCAGGUUGCUGGUCGGAUUGCUCGAGAGAAGCAGUCUCAAAGCGUUCGAGGGCCAUCGCUACUUGUGAAGUCUCGAUAUAUAGACAUGACUUCUUCGCCCGCGGCUAGCGCGGCUGUCGGCAUUAUCUCGCGCGCCACGUGUAUCUCGUUUAUCCUCGUCUCCUGUCAGGAACCCACUUAUAUCCGUGCCCCGCCUUUCGUGGUACGAGACUCUCGGAAUAAUUUCGUAGGCGAUAGAAAUUGAAACGAAUCGCGGUCGCUCGUGCGCAUACACGGCACCGCACUCCGCGGAAUUGGCAUGAAUUCCGCGCCGUUAAGCUCGCCGCUUCAUUUGCCGGACCUCCCUGCCGGAAGAUAAAUGAUUCUUUUGGAUGCCCAGGAAAAAUGAUAAGAGAAAGAAAGAAGAUGCGAGCCGGAAGGAAGCACGCCGCUUGUCGGAACGGUCGCUGAUCCGUAUUUGGAUUAACGGUGGCUUUACUCUUCAAGUUCCUGUGGACUUAACUCGCGCAACGAUUAUUAUACCGACGGGAUCGUUUGUCUUAAUCGCGCGUCGCAACUAACGUUCCCCAGGUUUUUUUAACACUUUUUUUUCAAGUUACCCUUCUUUUUUCAAGUUGGUCAAUUUCUCGCGCGAGAUUAUUCUCAGCGCCAAUCACGGCCGUGAUAAAUAUUUUCGUAUUAUAUCACGAAGAUUUAAUAGUGCAGGUGAUUAAUUACGUCGCCUUUAAACUCUGAUACCAAAUUGUUAUAGAAGCCCGAAUUGAUUGAUGAAUGUCCAAACGAGACUUUACGCAAAUUGGUUUACUGAAAUUAUUUUCAUUUACAUAUAAACAAUAUUGUUUUAUAAUUGACUGCUGUUCCGUGUCAAUAUUUGAGAGUCGAAUAAUAUUCCACUCUGGCACUAUAAUGUACUUCGCAGUCGAAAGAUGCUUCGAUGUUUGGUUAUCCUUCAUCGCACGCCGAUCUUAUCUGAACGCUAUUGUUUGAUCGAUAAGUCUUUGUAGCACGCCUGCCGCUAAUUAAUUAUCGAGUAACUAUCGGCAAAGACAACCGCAAGAUCGGAUCUCAAACAUUUGCUGGUUUCUGGUUCGUUGCCAAAAGUGCUGGCUAGUCCAGGCGAUAUUAAUCGCAACGGCAGUCUAUCGCAGCUAAAGUACCUCGACGUAAGAAGCGAUUCGGAGCACGAACGUGGCAAAUAUCACAAUCAUCAUUUGCGCGCACUCCCGCGCACAUGAUACAUCAGCUACACCGUACGCUUCGAGUGCAUUUCACUCGGAAGCCUGAUUGUCUGCAUUAACCAUUCAACAGCCUAAGAACUCGAGCCGCAUGAGUUGAGUUUCGCGUAGGAGAAAGAGCGAUAGAAAAAGAGAGAGACAGAGAAAGAGGAAGAGAAACAGAGAAUUCGGAGAGAGCUAUGAGCCAUGCUACCCCUAUUGCAAGCCCACGUCGCGGACUUCAAUCUUCGUUAACGCCGUUCCUCGUUCCUCCAAUAAUUCACACGUCUCUUCAGGCACAGGGGUAGCAUGAUGUGGUAAUUACGUACUGUGAGAUUAGGCCCUAAUGGACGCGUGCGCGAGCGUCCAUGGAUCGUCUCUCGCGACUGCUGGAUGCGCGAGAUUAAUAUUCGCGCCACGAAUUCAGACGACACCAUGAUUCCAUACGUCGCUGUUUACGGUUGUACGAACGGUUCGUGCUAGGUGGCCGUAACCGACUUGUCGGACGAGUGAUAUAUGGCGCGGCCUAUACAGGGCAGGGAGAUGGAAAGACGAAGGGCUCAGGGAUCAGCCCGUCGAAGUAUCGCAACAAGUAAUUGACCGCGCUCCGCUUGUCCCGAUUAAUUAACUUUCAAUACUCUAUCGUUCUGGUCACGAUCCCCGGCAUUACGGUCGUUUAAUGUAUGUUUCCCGGAGACAUCCAAAUACCCCUCGAUAUCCUGACCUUCUUCCCUUUAUUUCUCUUUUCUUUUUAAUUUUAAAGCGAGCGCAGGUCAAUGGAAUUUUUUUCGAUGAUAUAUUAAAACAUCGUUUUCCCGAGCUCCGUUUGGUUUUAUUGCAAUUUUAUUCGACGUGCUGCGCUCCCUUCCUUGAAAAAAAGCUGGAGGAACGCAAUAAAAAUCUCCCUUACAUCCAACGCAUCCUCCCACGCCUACUCCCACAUCGGAGCGAAACACUAACAAUUUCUAAAGACCGCGUUCGCAGCGCGUUCUCCAUGCCGUUCCGUUAAUUGCUCGUGAUAUUUAACGCGUACGAAUAUUUAGUAGAUGUUGCUUGCCGGUUUAACCGUACGAGUCAUAAACGCAUUACUGAAUUCAAAUCGUUAACUACUCUAUUGUUUAGUAUAAUUACAAAAUAUUUCCGUGUUUAUAACAUUAUUAUAUCUCUCCUCCUAUUAGUAUUACUAUCAACUCGUCUCAAUUGGAUAUUUCAGAUUUUUGAUAUUUCUUUAAUUGGUCUAUCCUAAAAAGAAAAGCAAACAAAAAAACGUAUGUUUAUUAAUUGAUUUUUUUACAGAAAAUCUGAAUCGCGCAUUGUAGCAUCUUGUUAAAUUACACAUGGGCUAUAGGUACCCUUUGUUAUUGUGGAGCAAGAAUAUAAGCUUCUAAUUCUGAUAUAUUAUAUAGUCGACACUAGUUGGCCCGUUCAUUCUAUAGUCCAUUAAAGCAAUGCUGUAUAAACUCUUAGUUAAUUUGGGUAUGACACGUGUUAUCGUAGAAUGUUGACGCAUUUGUACCAGCAUAUAGCGCCCUAUCCGAUGUUAUUAAUUACGACUCGCGUUACGCAAUCAAUAUCAAUAGCACGUUAAUUAAUUGAUUACCCUUGAAACUUGCGUGUGGCUUAACCGUCGACGUAAUUGCAGUCCACCGAGGAAAAUACCGACAUUGAUAACGCAGGAUAAUCUCGCGACGUGAGUUGCAAACUUGAUGUAACGGAAAUGGGGGGAUGGAGAGAGAGAGAGAGAGAAAGGUUCUCGUGUGGGCGAUAAAACAACAAGCGCAUGUCACGACGAUUAAAUGUCAGCGAAAUAUAUUUUCAACGCCUCGCACUCACGCGUACUAGGGCACAUUCACUGAAAGUUGCGCGAACGGGUCGGGUCGGGUGUGCGUGAGAUCGUAAUGCUGUUGACAGUUCACUUUGGGAGCACUGAAUUAUGAAAGCCGCAUUUUGAAAUUCUAUUGUCCGUUGUGUGCCUUGCGAUUAUAUUCGCAGCAGAUAACCGAGCGGCGGUUACUCGCUACCGAGAGCAGCACAACUCCAACAUUCUUCGUUGAAACUUUAAGCGUGACGGAUUACGUUUACGAAAGCCGUGGAUCUCUACAAGAAACGUUAUCUCGUGGAAAUGCAGGCGAGAGACUUCGCGCAUCUCAAGAAUGCGUACACGGACCGAGGAUACGUGCGGAGUGAGGGGAUGGCGCCGUGAUGUUACACCGAAGCGCUUCGUCGCGACGCCGACGAGCGUCGCCAAGCGUAGCAAACUCGAGCCAGCCGGCAGGAGCGCCCUCGACGAUGCGAGGUCGACGAGCGAGCGUUGCCACCGAGAAGCCCCUCGUCCUGCCAAGCAGCCCUGGCGGAACGAUGGAGAGGCAGCGAUCGCCGAGGGGUAGCGUAGUGCCGAAUAUCGCUUUGGAUACCGAAAGCGACUCCCCCGACGAGGGAGUCUGUCGCAGGAUCCUGCCGGAUCCCGAACAGUACGGCACCGGUCGGAACUCGUUGGUGCCCGAGGCCAGUCGUAGUCCACGUAAUUCUCUGAUACCUGACGAUUACUGCAGGAGCCCGCGAGGCUCCCUAAUACCGGAUUCCAACAGAAGCCCGCGCAAUAGUUUGGUGCCCGACGCGGCGCGGUCACCACGCGCCAGCCUCACUCCGGAAGUCUCCCUAAGUCCGCGUCACUCCCUGGUGCCGGAUUCGAUACUGAGCCCGAGGAAUUCCCUAGUGCCGGACGUAGCCUACAACCGAAGUCCUCGAAACAGCAUGGUGGUGGCCAGCGCCUCCAGGACUUCCUUGAUACCGGAGAACGGCAACGCAAUCAUCGCAAUCGCCAACCGCAGCCCCAGACACUCAUUGAUACCGGAUUCGUCGAGGAGUCCACGAGGCAGCAUGGCGAACCUAGACUUCGAUCGAAGCCCACGUGGCUCGAUCUGCCCGGAUGUGCACAGGACACCCAGGGGUAGCAUCACGCCUUUGGAGGUUGCAGACAGAAGUCCGCGCGGUUCGAUAGCCUCCGAGUGCCUGAAUCAGAGUCCUCGCGGUUCCAUCGUGCCCGAUCCCAACAGAUCGCCCAGAGGAUCGAUAGCACCUGAAUCGAAUAGGUCCCCGCGCGGUUCAAUAUGCCCAGAAAGCAACAGAAGUCCGAGGGGAUCGAUCGUACCGCACGAUCAGACGAAUAGAUCGCCACGAGGAAGCAUAGGUGUAAACGACGUCGAAAGACAUUCGAGAGGCUCGCUCGGAGCGAUCGAUGACGAAAAUAGGAGUCCCAGAGGAAGCAUUGGGCCUGACGGGAUAGACAGGAGUCCUAGGGGCAGCCUUGGAGGUCAUCAGGAUAGAAGAGCACCGAGGGGAAGUCUAAGUCUGCAGGAUCCUAGAAGAGCCUCCGCGGAUCAGGGGAGCACGAGAAACCGGAGUUCUUCGCCUUAUCGUCAAAGGGAAGUGAGCUCAGGAAGUGUCAGAUCGGGUGGAAGCGGCGGCGCACAGGUCAAUCUGGGAUACGGGACGAAUGCCUGGGUCGACUCCAGGCGAGCCAGCAGCUCCGUUUCGCAGCUCUCAGGCGACGAGUCGCGUCGACUCUGUGCUAGCGGCGUAAAGGCCCCUGAAAAGGGAGAUGCGGAAGCUGCGAAUCUCGGUGUGGCAACCUACGGCUCGGUCGUGUUUCAGCUGAAGGACGCUCAUCUCGAGGCGACCGGCAUCUGCGAUUUUGUCUUUCGCGCAUUGACAGUCAUCAGCAAAACGAUGACGUUCACCAUAUGUCUGACCUGUCUGUCCACUGUGCCUAUCUUGAUGUUCAUCUUUGGUGUGCAAUUCAUCAAGGAUUGUCCGAUAGAGCCAUACAUUCCCGUGUACAUGUUGAUUGGAGGAGCUCUGGGUGCCGUGCGUAUGAUCUGGGCGCUUUAUUCGCAAAUACGAUCCCGCAGGCCGGAAGUCCUGUCCGUUCCCGCUGCCAGAUCACACGUCUCGCCUAUGAAAUUACUCUCCAUAGCUUUAUCGUGCUUCCUGGUCGCGUGGUUCGCUUUAGGACAUUAUUGGAUACUGCACAUAAAGUGGCCGGAAUACGAACUCUCGUUGUACGCGCCAAAUAGAUGGUGCCACAAGACGCUCUAUAUUUUUUCUUUGGUGCAUCUAUGCGUGAUAUACGCGGUUUUAUUUGUGAUACUCAUGGUGGCGGUCGGUCUGGCUUUCUGCAGAAUUCUGGAAUGCCCUUUACCAGAAAGAUAUAGAGAGCGACAAUUCCAAUCAAGACUAGUUCUCCUAAAAAUUUUCAAAAUAGGAUAAUAGCGUAGACGUCAUACGAGCUUUUCCUUGGGAAAAUAUGAACGCGACUCAUUAUGAAAGUAACGCGCGGUGUUGACCCAGUUCCUCCGCGGAAUCGACGAUGGAAACUAUUUUACGACGGCGAGCGACGACGAUGAAACAAUUUUUUUUUAUCUUACCUGUCACCGCGUUUCAAUUUACGUAUAUUACAACACUCGAUAUAUUUGGAGGGCUGAGGGUUGCGCGGAUCGCAUAACGUGUGUGGAGUGUAUAUGAACGCGCACCCGAUCAAGUUUCUAUAGUCAACAGGCCGAAAUACCGCUCGGAGGCCGUGUUGCAUGUUCAACAUGAUAACGACGUGAUUACGACAUUCUCACCGAUUAUGAGGGAUACGUGAAAGACUUCGCAAAAAAAAACCGAAUAUAAUGUCAGUGUAUCGCGACUAAGUCAUUUAUAUUCCGCGCGCGCGAAUGACACACGCGAAAAAUGCCACAAAUGGCUUGACCUGUCGAAAUCACGUUAAUCUCCCCCGUCAUUGCCGGCAAAAAUGUAUAAUUCCCGAUUAUCGAUACGACUUCGAUAACACUUCCCACUCGAUCUAUGUCAGACCGUCGACAUUAAAAUAAGAUAAAGUAAACUUCACAUAUAUGUGUUAGGGCGGCGCGAACACCCGCGGUCGAUAUCACACUCACGCUCCAAAGUGCGUCCGUUCUGCUCGACUUUCAGAUACAAAUAACCACGGCGAUCUGUUCGCCAGAAUAAAAUCCGCGAGAAGAAGAAGAAGAAGUUGAGGGCCGGCGGUAUAAGUGGCGGCUGGCGUCUAGACAGACGCAAGGUCCUGGAGGAUUUAGAGGAGGAGGAGGAUGACGACGACGAGGAGCGGAGCGGUGAUACCGAUACGAACGGGGACAAUUUCGGUAACAAGAUCGUGCAGGAGGUAAAGUACUGCAGCAAAGUGCAGUUUCGCGCGCCGGAUAUCAUCGAGCUGUGAUGAAUGCAAGCGAUGCCGUAUGGAAAGGAAAAGGAGGUGCCUCGCUGUCGGCGACGGAGGAAUUCUGGGACCCGAGAGGAAACGUCGGCAGGUGCGACCCGUAAUCUCGAAAAGUUUCCCGCGAUAACGAGGAUGCCGGCCGCGGGGACGGAAUUCGCGAUGGGGGCGAAGCGGACGGGAAUGGCAAAGGGAGCACGGAUAACGAGGUCGCGAAAAGGAAAAUGCUGCCAGAGAUCGACAACGACGAUGACGACGAUGAUGACGGUGUAUCAUUUUCGUGAAUAAUCGAAGUCGACACGUGCGAGACUCUGGAACGGAGUCUUCGCAAUUUUCCGCAGAGGGAAAAUCUACGAGUCACUGGAACGCCGAGGAUCGGAGAUCGUGGGGAAAUUAACCGUCAGAGGAUAAAACGAAGACAAUGAAAUCUACGGGAGCGCGUAACUGCGACUUGAUUCCAAUUAAUGUCAUUUGUUUCAAUUAUUUCAUGGAACAUGGGAGAGAAGAUAAUGCAGUAAUUUAACGGCAAGCUCGAAGCAGCGUAUUACACGUGGGAAAAACGAAAAAUCUCCAGUCAACGACCAAUACUCUUCAAAUAUAAAUCAACGUGUUGGUAUUAAACUAGUUUUGUUCUCUUUUCAGUUUCGAGAAAAUGUCAGUGAUUCGAGAACUCGCAUAACUUCAUGGUGGAUUUAUAGCUGCACAUGUAUAGAAAAAGAAAUCUGCCGAAGAUAGCGACGAAAAGAAACAGAUUGAAACUUUUAUCUGCGAAAGAAGAUUACGCGAAGAUUGUCUGUAAGAAUGAUAUUGGAGGAAGUGGAGGAAGCUCGUCUUUGCUAGAACGCAGGAACAAGGAAUAUUUGUGAAAGAUUUUGUCCUUGAAGCGCCGUGGCUCGAGUGGUGUCUCAGCCGCGGCUUGACGAAGAAAUCGAUAUGGAGACCUCCACGUGGCUUUCGUAUCAAAACAAGGAUCUCUAAUUCGCUACUCCGUUUUUUUGCGCCAAUUAAACGCAGGAAUCGAAUUUUAAGUGCCACGUGAAUGGCCUGAUCGAAUUAGCAUAGCCAAGCAAUAUAUUCUCCUGCUGAAAAUGCUCGGGGUAUUCCGGGGUGCUUUAAUGCCGAACCGCCGCCAGUAAUUGCCGGAUUCGUAGCCAUCGAUCUUCCAUUUCAUUCGCCCGACAACGACGAAGCCUACUGAAGCCUCUCUCUUGUUUUUACCCAACUCGCAGCGAGCACACAAGCGAAAAACAAAGACUAUUUCCUCCUGUUCAUGCGUAUAACUUCGAAAAAUAGACGAGUAUUUCUAAACGAUAUUAUUCCACGAGAUUCCUCAACAGCUGGCAACCCGAGACUCGACUUUCAUUACCUCCCACGCGGUUCCGCCCCCGCGGGAAACGCGUCGCGUGACAAACCCUCUGACAAAUCCCGUUUUCCAGACCGCGCCAAGUUGAGGAAAAUCCUGCGGAAACCCUUGCAACUGCAGUUUUACCACGGUGUAACGUCUCUCGCGAAGAUGCGGUUCACCUAAGUGCGAAGAACUCGUGACUUCGUGCGGAAUGCCAUGUUACUCACUCCGAAGGAGCAGAAACUUCGCACGGGGAAGAGAAGACCGCCGCGAGGGAAUCACGAAACCGAGUAUCGGCUUAUCGAGCGACGACAAUGACGACGUGGACGACGACGACGACGACGACGACGACGACGACGACGACAACGUGUUCCUGCCGGCCAAUUCAGCGCGCAAAUCCGCUUCAUCAAAUCAAGUCUGGCGAAAGUAGUUACAGUGACUGCGGCAACUGCGUUCCUCUGUUCGUUCAGUGACGGAAGUGAUAUCGAGAUUCUUUGUCUCAGUUAAUCGAUAUUCUUUCUAGCGUGGGUGAUACUCGUCCGCGUGCGAAAAAUAUGGAAUUUAACGCCCGGCUCGCUAACGAGAAUACAGCUGCAAUUUGUCUCGACGUGUCAAAGUUUCCGAUCAUUUCUCGUUAUCUCCCGGUAAUAUCGACGUCGGCGGAAGGUAAGUGAAUCUGAUCAACGAUGUUUCAAUACAGGGUGGAAUGUAUAGAGUGAAGAUGUAACGUUAUACCUUAUCCCUUUGACUAUUCUUCUGAAAUCGUCUUCGAAAAACAGCAAUUUCUCGAAUCACUCUUCUUCCACGAAAAUGUAGAUAAUUUCGACACUGGAGAGGCAUUCUCCAUUUUUAUCUUUCAUAUAAAAAUAUAAUACAUGUAAUUUUGUAACGCGAAUCUUCGUACUUUUAUGCGCUCCACCCUAUCCUUUACGCUAUCACGUUCAAGUCGAUCUUUUUGUAGCCGCAUUUAACAUGAAAUCUGUCAGAAUAUGCAGAACGGAGAAAGCAUCGGGCAUCAGUUCUAAAAAGGAACCAUCUAUUUGCUGCGUGCUAUCGGCUAUGUAAUGUUCCAAUUGUAAUGCGAUCAAAUGAUUAGUUAGCAUACUCCGCAUCGCGGACGGAACUUUUCAACCAUCAAAAGCAUUUUGUUACAAACAGAUUCCUCGUGCAUUUUUACUGAAACCAUCUGCGCACACAUACAAAUGCAUGCAUUCACGCAUACUACUUUUUUACAGACAUUUGUACCGUCGCACGUGAUGUUGUUCUCAGAUUGUCACCGUUCCCGUUCUUGCUCUUCGUAUUCUACGGAAUAGUAAUGUAUAAUAAAUAGUACAAUUCUCGCGCGAUGCUGUCGCUCGUGGAGAAAUACAGCGCAAUCAAGAUAAAUAUUAACGAGCCAGGUGAUGAAGCGCCCGACAUCCUCGCUGGAGCUUCGUUGUUGGAAAAUUUCCGGAUUCUGUAACCGCUAUUUCCGAAAAAGAAAAUCAUUUAUCAAGCGUUCCGAGGAAGGAACGAUUCGUACGAUUUAGGGCACAAGUGCGAGGCUUCAGUUGGUAUCGGGCGAGGGGAGAUGUAUCUAUCGAUCGUUGAUUUUAUGGAAACGAAUGGAACAGCAUGGUGAAUCGAGUCAAAGCCAAACCUCCGCCUCAAAUAAGUGAUAAGGCAAGCAGAAGGGUUAGCGAUGCGGGUUAAAUUGAGGGAAAGUGGGUCAGCGAGCGGUAAAAGUGCGAUUCACCCUGCGAUCUCUUUUCACAACUACUAGGUACGUGGGAAACGUCGACAUUACGAAAAUUGUCGUCCAUUUAAUAAAAUGGUGCGCGUGCAAACGCUAUUGAGCGAUAUGAGUGCUCAGAAAUACACCGCAACCCUGGUCAUAAAGGAAAUUGACGACACAGAAUUUCAAGAAAAAUGUAAAUUCCGAGGUUUUAUUCUCGAAAACUUAUUUUGUCAAUCCGUAGAUAUUUUUUAAAUAAACAUUUAUUAUUUAGAUAUUUUUUAAAAUAAAAGAUCCGUUUUAAAUAAACUUUACAUUUUAUGAUCAGGCUGACGGUGUGUUUCGUUCCGUUUGCGUUAAAAACGUAACGCAACAUCUUUUCGAAAAAAACGCUACAUCCUGCGUGCAGAAUUCGAUCCAGGCGUCGUUUCUGGUACGACUGUAACGUGACUAGUUGUGUUUCAAUGCUCCCUUGUAAAACGUAUUCAAAGAUACAAAGACAGAGGACAGAGAAGAGGAAAGGAACAAUGCGUCAAUUAAAUCAGCACAUCAGUAAGUUUCGCUCCAAGUAGAAUGCAAGUCUCGCAAGGGCCAAGAUCUUUCGUACGUACACAGUAGAUACCAAACAGCGACUGUAGCAUGUAAAAAUUGAAAUGAGGUACAGCUUUGAUAACGAUUUUAAAGCAAAUGUGAAUCUGCUGUCAAAAUGUCAACAUUGCUGUAAAAAAACAUGCAUUUUUUCGCGCAUAUCUCUGUAUGUGUGCUAUCAAGUUGAGUGUUAUCCAUUUUAUCAUUUUCAUCCAAACAUGCAAUCUAAACAUGUCAGCAAAUAUGCAUUGUUCUUUGAACAAAUAUAGGAACUAGUGCAUAAACGUAUUCAUGUUUUAUCAAUCAAUGUGUAUCCAUUAUUUUUCAUAUAAGCCUACAGUCGCUGUACUGAAUUGUUCGAAUAACAGCGGGACACAAACGCUUCUUAAGCCCACAGAUACAUUUACUGAUAUAACAGGCAUUGUGCGUGUAAAUAUAGAUAUACUCGCGUAUAGAUAUAUAUGAUAGUAAUAGUAAUCUCUCUGAUAUAUAAAAAAUCUGACCAAGCGCAGCAAGAUAGGCGAACUGCGGAAAUGACAAUGUUUCGUAACGGCCAUUAAUUUCGCUUCAGAUUACAUCGUCCUUGCGUUGGCACUUGCGACUGGUUCGGAAACGGGUCCAUACUUUAUCAUUUAUACUAUACGAGGAAAUAAUGCGAUGAUUGUGCCGCAAUUAAGGCUGUAGCUCAGCUCGUGAGCGUGCACGCGACCGUAAACUAAAUCUUCACUGGAAACGCGCUCUUUCCAUUGGAUAUUUCCAUACUCGUCAUUUAUUCGUUUACCGUUAUUUCAACGAGGGAGAAUUCCAUUCGAUUUGCAAUCGAAUAUCAGGAGAAACGGGAACAUACUUUUUUAUUAUCCUUUACUUUUCACACGUGCAAUUAUCGCGUGUAAAAUAACGUUAAUAAAAUCAACAACAGAAUCUAGAAUGAUCACUGAUAUUAACAAUUAACAACGUGUUUCCCGUCAAAAGAAGAACUCGGAUUAAAGCAAGAGUUCACCGAAAGCGUGAUUCGCUUGAUUUGAAAAAUGUGUGUGCACAAGCAUUUGAACAAAAUAUCGCUGCUGUCGUUUCUCUUCAUGAGAAAUAUUCGCGAUUUCUGGUAAUAAGAUUAAAAAGUUCCCGGAAUUAUGUUGUAAUACCACUGUGCUAGACGGGGUGGUGCAAAAGUUUCGAUGUGAUUGUGACAGAUGGUAAUUAAAUUGGGGUUUUGUCCUUUCUACGUGAAAAUAUGAUUUUUAUCACAUGUAGCUGGUUUCGUAAAAAACAACGACUUUAUUGCACACUUGAACGUGACAGCUACGACAUAAAUCAUGCGAUGGUCAGAAACACGUGCUUAUACGUGUGAAACUCGCACGUAGCUACGAAAGCUCGAAAUAAGUUUGAAUUUAGUGACCUAAUUCCGAAUGGAAACCAAUAAGUUUGAAAUAAAUUCAUCGAGUUUCAUUUACAACGACUAUAAAAAGGUACAUUAAUGCUUUUUCUUACUAAUAUGGUAUAUAGUUCUCUUUAAUGAUAUGAUGAUUAUCAUCUACGUCACAUUCUUUUCUCAAAUUUAGGAAAGAUAUUUGCAUUUCAAUAUUAAAGUAUAAUUUCUUGAUAACGGAAACUUAAUGACCGCGCGAGAUGGAUUCAAAUCACGCGAACCAUGCAUCGAGAAUUCAAAGUUUCAUAUACUCCAUGUAAAAUAAUAUAAAUUAAACAAUAUGCAGAGCACAUUAACGAUGGCAGAAUCGAAAUAAAAUACACUUUUUAAUAAUACACUUCAUUACUCAUUUCUAUGUUCGUGAUAUAUGUGCAAUCAGCGCAUGUGAUCGUUCUUAGUUAACAAACGUACAAACGUCAACGAAUGGAAAUCCGUAAAUAAAGGAAAAUUACAGCGAGUCAUGGAGAUACCAUUGACCCGUCCGCGAUCUACAAUACUUGAUAGCUCCCUUCAUCGCGAUUUUGGAUCGUCUGUAAGGUUUGAUCAUCGACCAUACGGUUUGUCGUGCGAUCAUUAUGUAUUGUACGUAUCAUUGUAUGAGCCACUGUGUCGUCGAAUAACUAUCUGGGUUAUCUACAACGCCAUUCACGCAGUGUUCGUCCGGUGUCAAUGAUGGUGUGUGUGUGUGUGCGUGCGUGCGUGAAUACAUAUAGGUGUGAUACUGUCAAUAAUGAUAACGCCAGAGCGACAGGUACCUUGAAUUUUUGAAUUUAUUUCGCGAUAUAUUAUUUAUACAUUGUGUAUUUAAAAGGUGUAAAAAUUGUUUUGCGUUUCUGUCACGAUUAUUAAAAAAACGUGUAUAUUCAUUUUAGAAAUAAUAUUUUUCGCAUAGCGAAAAUUUCACAGAUAAAAUUAACGAGGAAUUGGAAAUCCUUGUUUUUUUUCGGUUGGAAUUAUUUCUGUGUUUAAUAAUCGAUCGAUUGAUCCUGUGGAGCGAGAGACGAUGAUUCAGCUUCAACAUAUCAUAUUUAUUCCGUUGAUACUACAUCGCACAGCAUUUUCUUACUACAUCAACGCAUUUUCUCGUCCUCGUCUAUGAACAAAUCUAUUACGAUGCCUAAGCCGAUAAUUAUAAAACAGCGAGACAUAGGGUAUAACGAUAUAUCGACUAGAUGAUAGCGUGAUAAGAUAGAUUUUAGCGUGAUAAUCGUGCGAACGCAGCGUAACUUUGUACUCGAGGACGAAUCGGCAGCGGGACUAUGUGAUAACCGUACGUACACGUGUAAAUACAUACAUAUGUAUAUAUAUUGAGUGAGCAACUUGGAACACCACCGAGAUAAAAUGCGAAUCUCGACACGAGAUCGCAAAAAUCGAUAGUCCUCUCCUCGAUUUAGCGCCGCCUUAGGAUGUAAGUGAUAAGUCGUCGAUUAAUAAUUAUGUUGUUAGCUGUACUGUUGUGAGAUGUCGUUGAAUUUCCUAGGGGAUAGAGAGUAGAGUUUAUUUAUUUUUAUACUGGACGCCAGACGCACGAUGCACACCGAGCAUCCGCUGCAACUAAUCGGGUGCCCGGGAUGACCGUAAUUAACGAGCGCAAGGAGCGUUUUUCGGUUACUUCGAGAAUUUAUUCGCGCGCGAUUUAUCAGUUUCCCCCGUUGAUUUUCACAGAUUAAAUGCAAAUCGCUUCUGACGCCGAUUACCGUUAAAAAGUGCAAGGGAAGGAAGCCGUGUAGGCCGUCGUUCCACCAUUUAUUAACGCAUCACGCCCGAGCUGCGAAACGAGUGAACGGUAAACGCGCGCGGAAACGGUGUGCGGUGAACGGUAUUAGCGUUAACAAUAACGCGUACGGUCGAAACGCGAUACGAUAUCAAUGGUAUUUUAUCCACCGCCGAGUAAUUCGUCGGACUGUGCCCGGUAUCGAGCGACGGUAUCAUUUAGAUUCGAUCCGCGAUAUCCCGUGCCGAGCGUCGACGUGACAGAGAUAAAUUUUUGCCGGGCACACCGCGCUAUGUGUUUUAGCGAUACGUAUGUACGUGUUUUUAGCUGUUAGGAUUAUUUGCACGCGCCAAAGUCGCGAAUUGUGGUCCAGGCUUUAACGUAGAGUUUACAAUCAAUGCCACGCAGAUCGAUCUCGUUCGCCGCGACUGCGAGACGAGACGUCUCGUGCACGUAUCUUUCGAUCGUACUUUUCUACAUCAUUUCCACGCCUCUCCGGAAAACUUAUGGUUGGUCGCUUUGGUCCAAUUCUGUAGUUACAUAUCUAGUGUCUCUCUUAUCCUCUCAUGAGUCUCGCGUGCGCGACAGUGGCGUAAGUCGGGAGCAUAAAUCGCGCGACAGGUGCGCGAACUUUCGAAAAAGAAAUUUCUGUGAGAUUCAUGUGUUGUGCUAUUGCACAUUGAGAGAUCGGAUAUUUGUUGAUAAAACGUAGCAGUAUUUUAAAAUUUAACAUUUGCGUUAGGAAGGAAGACGUUAUUUUUAAUGAUUCCAAGAGAAUUGUUACAUAAAUAUUAUAUGACAUAUAUUACCGAGAAUAUCUCUGUUAAAUUUACAUGUUAAAUUUAUAGCGUUAAAA
This is a messenger RNA of Ooceraea biroi (clonal raider ant), 17050 nucleotides long. RefSeq names its product nascent polypeptide-associated complex subunit alpha, muscle-specific form. NCBI's taxonomy places the organism in Eukaryota, Metazoa, Arthropoda, Insecta, Hymenoptera, Formicidae. The record is from RefSeq and is a predicted model, not a curated record.